This is a messenger RNA of Tuber aestivum (summer truffle), 4256 nucleotides long. The record is from the annotation of a GenBank genome assembly. Lineage: Eukaryota; Fungi; Ascomycota; Pezizomycetes; Pezizales; Tuberaceae.
ACAUUUUUAUUCCUUGUGCUUCUGGUAUAAUACAGUGUUGCUUGGGGACGGGUGGGGGGUUGCCGUUGUCUGAUAAGAGCACUUACUAGCAGUGUUGGCAUGAAGGGGGGGUUGGUGAUGAAGAUUAACGAAGGCCUUGGAGCUCACAUUUAUGAACCCCCCCUUCGAAGCUCUGAAGGGGUUUAGAAAAUCCAUAAAAAUAUGCUACCAUAGCUGAAUCAAGACUGGGAUGUUAUACAACCAAAAUGAAAGGGUUUAAAGAGAAAAAGGGAAAAUGGAGAAAACUAAUUCAGAAUAUAUCUUUCAGUUGCCCUCAACACUUCUGCCUGCAUGCCUUCAUCAAUACUAUCACCUUCAGAAAACGCUGAUAUUGCCGAAAAAAGGGAAAAACAUCAAGAAAGUCAGCCUUGGCGAACCCCCCCUUCAGAGGUCAUUUGGUAAGCCCCCCUUCGAACCCCCCCUUGAUCCCGCCAAGGCCUUCGUCGCAACAUUGCUUACCGGUACUGGUAGGGUAAUGACUUAGUCACGUUUGGUCACUCAGAUUCAAGGAAAAAAAACUAGAUUCUGGUAUGGUUCCGGUAAGCAACCGACAGGCUCCAACGACAGAGCCUCACAAUCACCUCUCCUCCAUUUGAUAAUAACGACGAUAACGACCGCGAUAGGGCUUCACAAAUCGGGUAUUGGAUUAGUUGCUCAUCAGGCCAAUAUCCCAUUUUUAUAAUGGCGCCGAACAAACGCCAGCGAAGAAUAGCUGAUUCAAUUGCCCAGAAUCCACCCGCUCCUCCCACCCAUUCGCGGAUUCUUGCGCCUUUCAGGGUAUGCUUCACUCUUCGUCUGCAGUGCUCUGGGCAGGGGGAAAAGGGAUUCUCUUACUGAUGGUUGGUCACUGUAGGCAAUUGGCCACAUAACGUCUACUUCUGCGCCCCCAACACCGUUUUCUAUCUUGCCGCUGGGAAAGACAUUCCAGCUUACGACUGUCCUCUCGAAUACCAUACAAACCUAUGACGUUCGGAGGUUGAACCUUGUAUUCGCCUCAUCGCCGCCUACUCCUGGGGAUAUCCGUCGAAUCGUUGCGCAUCGGGAUGUGGUGUAUGUCGCCUUUGAAGAUCCGCUCGUUAGAGUAUGGGUGUUUAAGAGGGGGAAAAAGAUCGCUGAAUUGGCCGUUGCGGGUGAAGGGAGGAAGAAGGUUGCCGAAUGGCGGGGCUUGGUGAUUUUCGGGGAUUGGAUUGUGGGCGUCUUGGAUUGGGGAAUGGUCGUCUGGAAGAGGGAGACUCGGGAGGUUUAUACUGAGAUUGAGAUGGAUAAUCGGGGCGAGGUUACCGCUGCGGUGCAUCCGAGCACGUAUUUGAAUAAAAUUGUAAUCGCGAGGGUGGGUGGGAUGCUUGAGAUUUGGAAUGUGAGGACUGGGUGCGAAUUGGUCCAUUUCCUCUAUCUUGCAUUGUACUUUGCUGAUGUCUUGUGAUUUGUAGUAAGAAGAUUUAUACCAUCCUGUCACCGGUAGCUUCCACGGGGGAAGAACCAUUAGAAAUUGGUUCUUUAGUACAGACCCCGGUUAUCUCUGUGCUUGCUAUCGGAUUUUCGACGGGCGAGGUUCAUCUUCAUAAUGUUCAAACCGAUAAACCCCUGUUCAUGCUAGGUGGUUCAGCUGGUGAUAUUCUUGCUGCUACUUCUCAUGGUCGGAAACGAGUUACGAGCAUCUCGUUCUGCACUGACCCGGUAGUCGGUGCGGGAGAUUCAAGAGUACCAACUGAUUCUGGUGGGAACAUGCUUGCAGUUGGGCACGACGAUGGCGAUAUCACACUGUGGAACUUGAAAAAACGUAGGAUUAUAGCGAUUAUGAGGAAUGCUCAUGAUGGGCCGUCCGGCGGGGGCGUUAUUGUUGAAUGGCUGGCGGGACAGAACGUCUUAGUUACGAGCGGUGGUGAUAAUAGUAUAAAGGUAUUUUCAGGUUCCUUUUUUUAUUAUUUUAUUUUCAUUUUGGUUCUACUUCAUAAUAUAACAAUGCUUAUGUUUGUGCUCAUCGAUUUUUUUCAGGAAUGGAUUUUCGAUUCCCCACAUACUGCGCUUCCCCGUUUAUUACGCUUCCGGUCUGGGCACUCUAAACCCAUAACUUCUCUAGUGUUCCUGAACCCUUCCGCUUCUCACUUUCUCCUCUCUGGUUCCCUUGAUUCUACGCUCCGAGCUCAUUCCAUGAGAAAUGAUGCCCAGUCGUUUAUUUUCUCUGAAAAGGCCGGAGGUAAGGAAUCGAGCAAACUUUUAAGGGGUGGCGGAAAGAGCACACAUUGGGCGGGUGGGGAGCCUUCGGCAUCGAAUCCAGUAACCUGUAUAGCGACUGUAGCAGGUGAAGACGGUGCUGGAAUUGCGGGAAACGCGGCCCGGGACCUGGCAGGAAUAAUAACGGGUCAUCGGGGCUCUGAAUCCGGGAGACUUUGGAGCUUUGAGAACAAGUCGUUAGGAGGGCGCUGGGCUCAGACAACUGAUGGUGGACUCGUCUGGAGCGUAGCUGUGUCAUCUUGCGGGACUUUCUGUUUUGUGGGUUCUAGCAAUGGUGGAAUAGCAAUGUACAAUAUCCAGAGCGGGAUCAAAAGGCGUCAAUUCCCUGAGCCGGUAACAGCCGCGGCGGCGAAGGGUCUUAGAAAUAGCACCGGGCCGGCGAAGCUGUGCAUGGCUGGUGUUGGGAAACAUAUGAAGGCGGUUACGGGAAUCUCCAUUGACUCUCUAAACCGGGUCGUGAUUAGCACAUCACUAGAUGGAAAAGUCAAGUUCUGGGACUUCAAUACCGGGAUUAUCAUCCAUGAAAUCAACUGGAGUAACUCUGGUGCGAUUACUAAAGCCAAAUUACACCGGCACUCUGAUCUCCUCGCGGUUUCCUGCGAUGAUCUCUGCAUUCGGGUGGUGGAUGUUGAAACCCGUAAGACUGUGAGAGAACUUUGGGGUGCGCGAGGAAGGAUAACCGACUUUUGUUUUUCGAACGAUGGAAGAUGGAUCUUUGGCGCUUCGACUGAUAGCGUUGUCAGAGUUUGGGACUUGCCAACCGGGCAUAUGAUUGAUGGUAUUAGAACCAGAAGUAUUGUUACUGCUAUGGCGUUUGCUGGAACUGGUGAAUUCCUGGCAACAGCUCAUGUGGAUAGCGUUGGGAUAAACUUAUGGUAAGGGUUAUUUUCCCGCACAUGUCUGUGAUGAAGCUAACUGCUGACGCUGAAAUAGGACAAAUAGAACCUUGUUCAGACAUGUUCCGACCAGGCAUCUUGAUGAAAAGGACAUAGUGGAUAUGACAGCUCCGUCCGCCUCUGGAGAAGGCGGUGUCAGCGUCGUCGAAGCUGCAUUUAAUCCCCAGGACGAUGGAGAGGAUGACAGCACCGGUACAUACACCACAGUAGACCAACUGAGCAGCAACAUGUUGACAAUGUCGCUCGUUCCAAAGACAAGAUGGCAGACAUUACUUAACCUCGACGUUAUCAAGGUGGAUUUCUCCUUCCCUCCCUAUAGCUUCUGGACAAAUGAACAAAGCUAACCUUCCCUUGCAGCAACGGAACAAACCAAGAGAAGCUCCCAAAGCUCCUGAAAAAGCCCCCUUUUUCCUCCCCCCGCUUGGUGCAGAAUCUGAUUCAUUCGCGCCAGCUGCCAAGGAAGUAAUCAAUAGCUCUAGCGGCGCCCAAUUAACUGACCCCCAAUCCCUCGAAGCUGAGCGAUCCCGAGUCCUCCGCAUGAGUCGGAACAGCGGUGAAUCCACCUUCACCAAACUCCUCCGCGAAGCGGCAGACCGCGAGGAUAGAGACUAUACCAUCUUCCUCACCCACCUAAAAACGCUCUCGCCUUCGGCAGCGGAUCUAGAAAUAAGGAGCUUGCAAGUAAACGAGUUGGCACCUUUCGUGCAGGCUAUGACGCAGCGGCUGAGGAGCCGGAGGGACUACGAGCUCGUGCAGACAUGGGUUAACGUGUUCCUCAAGUGCCAUUCCGAGGCUGUGAUGGAAGGGGAGAGCGUCAGGGAUGAAUUGAGGAAGUGGAUGGUCGAGCAGAAAAGGGAGGCGGAUAGAUUGGCGGAAUUGGUGGGGUAUUGUUCUGGGGUUGCGGGAUUUUUGAGGAGUGGGAGGUGACCGUUAAUAUUUUUGAUGGUAUGAUUGUGGAAAAGUUCGUUCUUGCUAUUUUUUUUUGUAUCAUAUGUGUUGGGGUGGUUUUUGCGCGGAGGUGAGGAGGCGGUUGAUAGUAUUAUGUUGUAGAUCUUGGUGGCCUCGAAGUAAAAAUUUUAGAUUCUA